This is a messenger RNA of Durusdinium trenchii, 324 nucleotides long. NCBI's taxonomy places the organism in Eukaryota, Dinophyceae, Suessiales, Symbiodiniaceae. The record is from the annotation of a GenBank genome assembly.
AUGAAAGCCUUGGAGCCCAAAGAUGGCAUCACAGGCAUCUUCAAGAUGAUGUCGCUCUCAAUUUUUGCAUUCUGCUGCCAGCCCAAUGUGCCCUCCAUCUACACCGAGUUGGAGCAGAGGAGCUACAAGCGCAUGCAGAAAGUAUCGGUUCGUGCUAUGUUGCUUUGCUGUUUCGUGUACUUGUUGAUGGGUGUCACUGGUUUCUUGGCCUUCGGGGAACGGACGGACGGCAACGUCUUGGGGAAUUUGCAGCUGCUUGGGCGCAGCCAUUGGCGCAGCCAUUGGAUGGUGUCAUUGGGUGGUGUUAUAGUGGCGCUGUUAUAG